Corythoichthys intestinalis (scribbled pipefish) is the source of this 1626-nucleotide messenger RNA. It is a transcript of the gene arhgdia, whose product is annotated as Rho GDP dissociation inhibitor (GDI) alpha. NCBI's taxonomy places the organism in Eukaryota, Metazoa, Chordata, Actinopteri, Syngnathiformes, Syngnathidae. Gene Ontology annotation, molecular function: protein binding; Rho GDP-dissociation inhibitor activity. The transcript is spliced from 6 exons. Gene Ontology annotation, biological process: Rho protein signal transduction. Bases 135 to 752 code for a protein of 205 amino acids. The record is from RefSeq and is a predicted model, not a curated record. Gene Ontology annotation, cellular component: cytoplasm; cytosol; membrane.
AUUUUGCCGGAUGUCGUUUUGCCUGUUCGCGGGAAACCUCACAUUUUUUCCUGUGUCACUUGUUCACACAUUUGAGCCGCGUUCGCCAGUCUGCGUAAGCGCCAGUCCAGUCCUUAAGAAGUAAAACGCACACCAUGGCUGAGUCGGAACCCACACCCGAGCAGCUGGCCGCGCUCGCUGCAGCCGCCGAGGAGCCCGACUGUCCGGUCAACUACAAACCUCCAGCGCCGAAGAGCUUGCAGGAGAUCCAGGAUCUUGACAAGGAUGAUGAGAGCCUGCGCAAGUACAAGGAGGCGUUACUGGGCAGCACUGCUGUGAGUGCAGAUCCAAACAAACCAAACAUCCAGGUGACGCGAAUGACUCUGCUAUGUGAGGCUGCACCAUGCCCUUUGGUACUUGAUCUGCAGGGAGAUCUGGAGAACUUUAAGAAGAAUCCAUUUGUGUUAAAAGAAGGUGUGGAGUACAGAAUAAAGAUCAAUUUCAAGGUUAACAAGGAGAUUGUAUCGGGUUUGAAGUACAUUCAGCAGUCAUUCAGGAAAGGAGUAAAGGUUGACAAGUCGGACUACAUGGUGGGCAGCUACGGGCCUAGACCCGACCAAGAGUACGAGUUCCUCACAACCGUUGAGGAGGCCCCCAAGGGCAUGCUGGCCCGCGGCACGUACAACGUCAAGUCCAAGUUCACCGACGACGACAAACACGAUCACCUGUCCUGGGAGUGGAGCCUCACCAUUAAGAAGGACUGGAAAGACUGACAUGUCCCAACAAUUUCCUUUGCUUUCUUUCCUCUUGCUUGUCAUUCCAUUGUCUUUGUUUUUUCCUGAUUGUUUUCAUCCUCUCCGUCCACGGACGUCACCCUUCCUCGCACUUAUGCUUUCAACUGUAUUUUUUAAAGUAUUAAAUCCUGGAAUUGGAGAUGGAAACAUGCACAAUAUUUUGUGAUGUUUAUUUGGGCAUUCGUAGUUUCAAAUUUUCUUGUAUGAUCCUUGUCUUGUUCUGCUUUUCAUACUUCUGUUUGUCAGGUUUUUUUUAAUGAUCACCAUGUCUGCCUUGGGAAACUACAGGAGCAGUGCUGUAUGUAUUGAGUGUGUGGGGCAGCUGCAUGAUUACUUUACAUCGUUCUUGGACACAGCCCUUCUAAAGCCUUUGAGCAGAUUUGUCGACUUGGUAGAAUAUUUCGAAUUCAGGUCACCUCUUUAUUUUCCCUCCCCAGUCGUUUCUGAGCAGAAAAAGUUGUUUCAUCCUUCUCAUUUUCUUUUAUUGCAGCCUAUUGCCUUUUAACAUGGACCAUCAGGAAAGAUUAAGACCUUUUGCCUUCAGGUUUUAAUUCAACCUGGAAAGUCUUAAUUUUUUUUUUUUUUUUUUUUUACUCAUGCAUGUUUUAAGGCAAAUAUGCUCGUAAGCUUUCUGAAUGCAUACACGCACAUGCUCCCAAGUGGCAUCUUAUCUACCAUCACAAAUGUGGGGAUGAAGAGUCCCAUAUAGUGUCGUAUUUUUCUUACUGUGACUGAGGCUGCAGCUUCAUUCAAAUCUUCCUGGUGUUUGGGUUGGGUUUGAAUCGGUGCGCGCUACAUGCUGCCCAUUGUUGUAACGAGCUCCUGUGAUGAAAUUAAAAUGUUAAAAUUUCCA